UCGCACUCAUUCCCACCAGUCAAAACCACUUCUCUCAUGACACCGUCAAAGAUCUACUUUUAAGCGCAACAUGGAAAUAUGCCUGUGCGAGUUUUACACAAAGGCGGUGGAAAAUUUCCAGUUUUUCUCCUUAGGAACCACACAUCAUCUAAAGCCGCGAAUAGCAGUACGGCAAGAGGACUGUAUUGUAUGGAAAUGUAACAAAGCCAAUCAUCAGGACUUAAGACAAAACAAACCCACCUUAGCCGUUAGUCAGCACCAGGAUGACCGCUCAUCUUUUGAAGAACCUUUAGAGUCGAAGUGGAUCCCGGUUCUACCGGGGGUUAUUUCGCAAAAGGGAGUGAACGAGAGCAAACACUUGCAGAGCCCCUUUUAGCUAUAUUACAUAAAAGAUACCUGUAGUAUUUGGCGCUUCAGGCCUUCACUCGAAUCCCAGCAAAUUUUCGACUUGAACGUCGUUCUACUUUUCAGGUAGUCCUCAAAUAAAGAGAUGCCUCCUCCAACUCCAAAGUAGUAGGACUUUGCAGCCACAUAUCUUCAGUACAUUAAAGACAAUAGUGUGCAACUGUUCUGAACUGCAGGGGAAUUAAAAAAAGGAUACAUUUCUC
Messenger RNA from Dendroctonus ponderosae (mountain pine beetle), 608 nucleotides. RefSeq lists its product as uncharacterized. The transcript is spliced from 3 exons. Lineage: Eukaryota; Metazoa; Arthropoda; Insecta; Coleoptera; Curculionidae. The coding region runs from base 71 to 376 and encodes 101 amino acids. The record is from RefSeq and is a predicted model, not a curated record.